Molecule: messenger RNA, 306 nt
Organism: Paramecium pentaurelia
Lineage: Eukaryota; Ciliophora; Oligohymenophorea; Peniculida; Parameciidae
Source: the annotation of a GenBank genome assembly
AUGAUUUGCCACUUACUAUUACCUUAAUAGGCCUAGAAUUAUUGGAUAUUUUAUUUCUAUGAAGGACCAUAAAAUAAUUAUGUUGCUUAAACAAAUAAUGUUUGUAAUCAACAUUGGCCUUUGAAAAUGUUUAUAUCUCAAAUAAGAUAAACUGGAAAAGAAAACUUCAUUGAAAUUAGGAGAGUAUUUUCUGGGAAAAUCAAAUAAAUUAAAAUAAUGGGAUAUUAUUUUAAUUCAUGUUCAAAAGAAGGCAUAUUUAUAAUGAGAAUUGAAAAGACAGUAGGGUUUCUUGGUAAUUAUAUAUGA